UGGUGGAGCCGAUGGACUGGGCUUUAGCCAUGGCCUGUGGUCACUGUGUGGUCCUACUACUGCUCAUGGCGGCCGCCCCAGGGCUGGGUCAGAGGUCACACCCCAAGCCUGGUCUGCAGCACAGCUAUGACUGUGGGAUCAAGGGCAUGCAGCUGCUGGUGUUCCCCCGGCCAGGCCAGACUGUCCGCUUCAAGGUGGUGGAUGAAUUUGGGAACCGGUUCGAGGCAAACAACUGCUCCAUCUGCUACCACUGGGUGACCUCCCAGCCCCAGGAGCCAGCAGUCCUCUCGGCUGGUUACAAAGGCUGCCACGUGCUGGAGAAGGACGGGCGUUGGCACCUGAGGGUGUUCAUGGAAGCUGAGCUCCCUGAUGGUCGUGUCGAUGCAGUGCAAGAAACCACUCUGAUCUGUCCCAAACCCAGGGCAGCUCAUGCCGGGACUCUGGACACCCAGCUGACACCAACUACCACAGUCUCGGACCCUGCCUCCCCAGGCCUGGGCCCCGUCUCCCCCGACCCACUAUUGGUAGAACAGAGCCCAGUCCAUCCAACCCCUGCUUCACCAGCCCUUGGUCUCGAGCCUACCCUCCCCACCUCGACUCCACUCCAAAGAGUCACUUCGGAGUACCAGGAGGUGGACCAGGCAGAUACCAUAGGUACCCACCUGACUCGGGCACAGUGCCAGGUGGCCUCCGGGCACAUCCCCUGUACAGUGAAAAGAAAUUCAAAGGAAGCCUGUGAGCGGGCUGGCUGCUGCUAUGACCACACUAGAGAGGUGCCCUGCUACUAUGGCAACACAGCUACUGUGCAGUGCUUCCGAAAUGGCUACUUCAUCUUGGUUGUGUCCAAAGAAACGGCCCUGACCCACAGGAUCACGCUGGCCCACAUCCGCCUGGCCUACACCCGCAGCGGCUGUCCCCCAGUCCAAAAAACGAGUGCUUUCAUGGUCUUCCACUUUCCCUUCACACGCUGCGGCACCACAGUCCAGGUGGUUGGCAACCAGCUCAUCUAUGAGAACCAGCUGGUGUCUGACACCGACGUCCAGCAGGGCCCACAGGGCUCCAUCACACGGGAUGGCACCUUUCGGCUUCAUGUCCGCUGUAUCUUCAAUGCCAGUGACUUCCUGCCUGUCCAGGCAUCCAUCUUCCCAGCCCCAUCACCUGCCUCUGUGACCCAGUCUGGCCCCUUGAGGCUCGAGCUGAGGAUCGCCAAGGACAAGACUUUCAGCUCCUACUAUGGGGAGGGAGACUAUCCCAUCACAAGGCUGCUCCGAGAACCAGUCCACGUAGAGGUCCGGCUUCUGCAGAGGACAGACCCCAACCUGGUCCUGAAGCUGCACCAGUGCUGGGCUACUCCCAGCACCAACCCCUUUCAGCAGCCCCAGUGGUCCCUUCUGUCAGAUGGGUGCCCUUUCAAGGGUGACAGCUACAGAACCCAGAUGGUAGCCUUGGACCGGGCGGUACUGCCUUUCUCGUCUCACUACCAACGCUUCACUGUUGCCACCUUCACCCUCCUGGACUCCAGCUCCCAGAGAGCCCUCAGGGGACCGGUUUACUUCUUCUGCAGCGCCUCUGUCUGCUACCGCUCAGGACUGGAGACUUGCUCAACUAUGUGUAGCCCUGGGACUGCAAGACAGCGACGAUCAUCGGGUUACCAUAAUGACACUGCCAGGUCCCAAGAUAUCGUGAGCUCUCCAGGGCCAGUGGGCUUUGAAGAUUCUUACACGCAGGAGCCCACACUGGGGCCCAAAGGUUCCAGCAGGAACUCCAGCCCGAGGCCUCUCCUCUGGGCCAUCCUGCUGCUGCUGGCUGCUGUCCUGGUCCUAGCAGUUGGUGUCUUUAUAAGCCUGAGUCAGGCCUGGGCUCAGAAACCCCGGAAAGGUGACACAGUGAAUGGGCUCAAUAAAGCACUGUUUUGA
Molecule: messenger RNA, 1916 nt
Organism: Tupaia belangeri chinensis (Chinese tree shrew)
Lineage: Eukaryota; Metazoa; Chordata; Mammalia; Scandentia; Tupaiidae
Gene: ZP1
Product: zona pellucida glycoprotein 1
Exons: 12
Coding region: 12-1916 (634 amino acids)
Biological process (GO): binding of sperm to zona pellucida; prevention of polyspermy
Cellular component (GO): egg coat
Molecular function (GO): structural constituent of egg coat; acrosin binding
Source: RefSeq, a predicted model, not a curated record